This is a messenger RNA of Ictidomys tridecemlineatus (thirteen-lined ground squirrel), 1336 nucleotides long. Its product is annotated as olfactory receptor 8S1. Gene Ontology annotation, molecular function: olfactory receptor activity; G protein-coupled receptor activity. Gene Ontology annotation, cellular component: membrane. Gene Ontology annotation, biological process: G protein-coupled receptor signaling pathway. Lineage: Eukaryota; Metazoa; Chordata; Mammalia; Rodentia; Sciuridae. The record is from RefSeq and is a predicted model, not a curated record.
AUGGGAAACCACAGUGUUGUUCCAGAGUUCAUCCUCCUCGGGCUGUCUGCGGACACCCAGAUCCAGGUCCUUCUCUUUGUGCUUUUCCUGGUGAUUUAUCUGCUGACCAUGGUGGGGAACCUGGUGAUGCUGCUGGUAGUCAGGAUUGAUUCCCACCUCUGCACACCCAUGUACUUCUUCCUGGGACAGUUGUCCUUCCUGGAUCUGUGUCACUCCUCUGUCACUGUGCCUAAGCUGCUGGAGAACCUCUUGUCUGAGAAGAAAACCAUCUCUGUGGAGGGCUGCCUGGCUCAGGUGUUCUUUGUCUUUGCCACUGGGGGCACUGAGUCCUGCCUGCUCGCUGUGAUGGCUUACGACCGCUACGUUGCCAUCAGCUCUCCUCUGCUCUAUGGCCAGGUGAUGAACAGGCAGCUGUGUGUGGGGCUGGUGUGGGGCUCCUGGGGCGUGGCUUUCUUGGAUGCUUUCAUUAAUAUCCUUGUAGCUCUGGAUUUAGACUUCUGUGAGGCUCAAAAUAUCCACCACUUCAUCUGUGAGCUGCCCUCUCUCUAUCCUUUGUCUUGCUCUGAUGUGUCUGCAAGUUACACCACCCUGCUCUGCUCUAGCCUCCUGCAUUUCAUUGGGAAUUUUCUCCUGAUAUGUUUUUCCUAUAUUCGCAUUUUGCUCACCAUCCUGGGCAUCAGCUCCACCUCAGGCAGAAGCAAGGCUUUCUCCACCUGCUCCUCCCACCUCACCGCAGUGACUUUCUUUUAUGGCUCAGGAUUACUCCGCUAUCUCAUGCCAAAUUCUGGAUCCACUCAAGAGUUGAUCUUCUCCUUGCAGUAUACCGUGAUCACUCCCAUGCUGAAUCCUCUCAUCUACAGUCUGAAGAACCAGGAGGUGAAGGCUGCUGUGAGAAGAAUGUUGAGAAAGUGUUUCUAGUGUUUCAAAUGGUAGAUUACAAAAUCAUAACGAUGACUAGAACUGCAGUACGUAGCACCUGAAUACGGUGGAUCUAUACUGUGCCUUAUGCCUCUUCUUAAAAAUACUGAAGAAAAGGUGGAGAGUUAUUUGGGGGAGAUGAUACCAGUGUAGUCCCAUUCAGAGGAGGAUGGAAGGUUAAGAUAAACCUCUUGGUUAACAAUUUUUUUUUCAUAUAGAAAUACUGUAUGUCAUUAUUACACAGUAUAUUAGAUGUGGUUAUUGCCCACUCAGACUACCUUUAUCAUUCUUCUAGAAACUAAACUCUACUUGUUCAAAAUGGCUCCAGAGAGACUGUGCAUCAUGGUGUCCCAAAGUUCCUUCCCGGCCCCAACCCGGGUCAUUUUUUCACUCAGCCUUCAUGGCACAGUGUCUGGUU